AUGCCUCAGGAACUUGUCCCCACGGGACCUUCGUCAAGCGAUUUGCAGGCUGCAACCUUAGACGAUUGGUUAAAGGAAGUCUCUCUUGAUGACCAUGUCUCUGCAAGUAGCGUCGCGGAGCCAGCAAGAGUUGCCGCCAGUGAGAGUGGUGAGCCGAGUGUCGCGGCGACCGCCGUUUUGUCUUCUAGGGAGUAUGCGGCUCAUCUACGGAGUUCCCACCUGAGCCUGCAAGAUGCCACGCCGAAGUUCUUUUGGGAGCAGGGUUUCUGGUCCGAUUUCUUUGGCCCUGCUUCAGUGCCAGAAACCAUCAUGCCGAGAUUCAAGGACAGGCGGCCCGAUCCUUAUCACUUGCCUUUGCCAGAGCCUGUCGAGAUUGGGCAAUCACAAUCUUCAAAGAAGCCACGUCGAGAGUUCGCUGCAGUCUUCCAGCAAGUGGUGGUUCAGCGACAGGUGAUUUCUUGGAGGGAUGCGCGUGAGGCCUCCUUUGAAACGGCCAUUGUGAAAUGGGUUGCUCUGUUUGGGUCAUGGGAUUCUAACAAGGAUGAGUCUCUGGAUGGCUUUGCACUGUUGUCUGAGCUUGAACAGAGGAAAGUCAUUGAUGAUAGCAUUGCACGCAAAGCCCCUUCGACUGCCUUGAAAAGGGCCAACUCGCUGAUCAAACUCACGAAGUUGGCAGGAGCCGCACACAUUGCCAUGCCCGCCUCCGAAGGUGAGAUCUAUAUCAUUUUGAACGAUGCCAAGUCGGGAGGGGCCCCAUUAUCCCAGCUGCGGGGGUUUAUGGAAGCCAUUACCUUCUCGAGACACGUCUUCGAAAUCAGGUGCCUGCAUCUAGUCAGUGUCAGCAAAAGGUGUUGGGGUGUCACCGUUGCCAGGGUUGCAACUCCUGCAAGACAGGCUGACCCCCUGCGGGUCAAGGACCUCAGAGAGCUUCAUAGGGUGUUGGAUGAGGUGCCAGACCCCUGGGACCGUUGCUUCGCUGGCAGCGCGCUGUUUUGCGCGUACGGCCGUUGCCAAUGGUCGGAUUCGCAGCACUUGGAUGAUAUUGCACUUGAAUAUGAAGAGGGCUCCGACUCUCCGCUCGCCUUUGUAGGAGGUGUCAUUGACAUUCAUAAAACAAUGAACCUGCAGGGUCAGCAGCCUCGUGUCCUUGAAAUCGUUGCUCAGGGUAUCUACGAAGGUGAUUGGGCCAUGAAGUGGCUCGCUGCAAGGGCCGAAGUAGGCUGUGCCUGGUCGCAAGGUCAUCCGACCAUGCCUGCACCCAAUCAUCUGGGAGAGCCUACUGUCAGGGCUCUUGGCAGUGACGAGUGUGGUGCCUGGCUCAGGGCUCUCUUGCCGACGAGGCUGGACAUGAGAACAACUUCGCAUUCCUUGGAAAGCAACCUUCUUGAGCUAUUGUGCAAAGAGGGGUUGCUCCAAGGUGUCAUCAGAGAGAUUCGUAUGGGCGUCUUCGUGCCGGAUGCCAACCGUGCUGGCAGGCUCAUUGACAAUUCUGAGCACGAGGGAGAUUUAUCGGAGGCCGAUGAUGGAGAGUCGAGCAGCAAAUCGAGCUCGAAAUCUUCAGUUGAGGGCACCACCAGCUCAGAUUCGGAUGCAAGCUCCAGUUCUGAAGAGGAUGGUCCAGGCCCCCGGAUUCCGCAGUUCGUCCCGCGCCUGCCAGAGCCUCCUGAUGGUUUCCGGUUUGUGCAACACGCAAAGUUGAAGACCUUGCAUUAUGUCAUGCAGGGCCACUUGAACUUCACAGUUUGCGGACGGCGCAUUACGGAUUCGCUCACGGGAUCCUUAUCGCUCAAGUGGGACAGCCCGGUCUGUCGAAAUUGCAAGAAGUCCGUAGGGAAGGGUGUCACAACGCGUGGCGUCAUGUCGUUGAUUGAUUCAAAAGCUGAGUUCGAGAGCAGAUGCAAGGAUGUCUGUGGAAGCAGCGCGCUCCUUGAGAACUUACGAGCGAAAGGGAUCGAGAGCUUUUCGAGUUUGGCUUUUGCUUGCGGCACUCCCCAAACGCCUCCAACAGAGACAGAGUUUACGUCAUUCGCUGAGAACGUGUGUGGACCCGCAGUCGCCUUGGGAACUGCUGCCCAGCUUAGAAGGCUUCAUUUUGAGGCUAUCACACUUGUUGUGGCGCAGUUGAAACAGCAGGCAAUUGCAGAUCCGGCCGAGGCGGUCAAGAAACUGCCUUUGGCAGAAAAACAGGCCCGCAUCGAAGAUCAACGACGCAGGCUCCAUGGGCUCUUGUUGGAGGACGAGUUGCAGCCUUCGCAUGCACUAAUCGAUGCAUGCGCGCACAUGAUUGAGCAGAAUCACAUAACAUGGGUCCCGCCAUCGAAGUGCACGAAGAGGGACCAGGAGUUGCGAGUUGGGUUCAAGGACAAAUCCAAGUUCCGUGUUGCUGCUGAGGGUGGUGUCACUCUUGCAUCAGCACCCACCGUGUUGACGGCCGAUCAUCAGACUCCUCUGCAGCUCCAGUGGUGUCUGCAAAGGCGAGGUCUUGCGCUCGACCUCAACAACAUCAUCGGCUGGACCUCGCACGAAAGGUGGGUCUCAUAUCUGAUGCAGACUCUCGCUCAGGAGGUUCCGGCAGGUUACCACAGUGUCACCGUCGACCAGCUCUUGAAGGCUGAUUGUGAGCUUUUCCUUUUGAUAUCGAAGGAGACAAAGCGAGUCAAGGUCGGGUCUGAUGGCACGAUGGAAGCUGAGGUCAAGCUAAAUCAGCUGAAAACCGACUCGAGGGUGACAAUGCAUCUGCUGCCAAUCCGUGGCGGUGGAAAACCAAGUGGCUCCCAAGCCAUCGUUGAAGUGCCAGUUCUUGAUGAUGCAAAUGCCCGCCUCAAGAAGAGGAGGACCCUUGAUAAGAGGCGAGGGCUCAUGGCCCCGGUUAAGACCGCAACGAUGCCCCAGGAGCUGAAGGCAUGUCCGCAUCACACUGAUUCUGCAGGACGGCGUGCAUGCUGGGGAUUCAAUCUUGGCCGGUGCUCCCUUGCAACUCAGGGAUCACCGCCUACAUGCCAGAAAGGCGUCCACAUCUGCGUGACAUGUCGCAAGCCGGGGCAUGGGCAUUUUCAGUGUUGGCAUGCUGGCAAAGGCAAGGGUGCCGGUAAAGGUAAGAAAGGUGCAAAGGCCGCCGCGGAGGCGGCAAAUGAUGCACGAAGCAGGACGCCUUUGAAGGCGACGGAUGCCGAAACUUCCGGCUCCUUCUCUUGCAUAAUUCAGAACCCAAGUCGAGAAAUUACGUCACGCGACCUGUCCUCAAAGGACGCUCGCACUUCGAAAGAUGAUUGCCAGUCCGCUGACCACCAUCCGGUUGAUCGCGACAAGCAUACAACACCGCCUAAUGCCAGCAAUCCCGUUGAUGCUGCUUCAUCGUGCAGCUCCGGGUUGCUUGAGCCUGCUGCUCAUUUUGAGCACGCACAUACCAAUGCCGAGAACAAAAUUUUUCACUUCCCGCCAGAAGCUCAGUCAGACGGGGGUGGAUCCGACGAGUCGGAUAGGAUUGCUUGCCAGAUUCUUGCGGCUGGGCAAUGCACUGCUUUGCAACUGCUCCAGCUCAUGGCCUCACUGCCUAGUGAAGACAUGGCCCGAAGCUCCGGCACGGUCGGCACUGAGAAGUCUUUUACUAGUGGUGCGUAUGGGCAGGGCCCCUUAGUUGGCCUGCGAAAGCACAUAAGCAGCCAUGCCCAUGUCACCAGACUUCUGGUAAAAUUGGCAGUGCAGUUCUUUCCAGCUUUGACUUUUACAACAGUGGCCUUGUUUCGUGAUGUCCAAACAACUCGACAUUCGGACAAAGGCAAUUUGCCGGGUUCUCUGAAUGGCGUAGCUGCGCUGAGCAGCUUCUCAGCCGGGCAUAUCAAGUUGCACACUUCAGAUGGCGAAAGAAUCCUCGAUGUGGCCACUUGCCCGGUUUUGUUUGAUCCAGUCGUGGAGCACGAAACUUGCUCUUGGGAGGGCACCCCCGCCUUGUGCUGGUUGCAUUCUCCGUGA
This is a messenger RNA of Symbiodinium sp. CCMP2592, 3972 nucleotides long. The record is from the annotation of a GenBank genome assembly. NCBI's taxonomy places the organism in Eukaryota, Dinophyceae, Suessiales, Symbiodiniaceae.